AACAAUACACACCAAACUGAGCAUGUGCAGAGUGUCUCCACAUGAUAUGUCUUAUCAGGAGAUAAGAGGGGGCAGUUGAAGAAGAAGAGGAGGAUCAGAGCUUUCAGAAUCAAACAGCAUUUUUACACAAUGCAGAGGAUUAACCCCUUAGGUUCCACAGUGAGUAUAUCAAGCAUGCUUUACUGCCAGGGGCGGACUGACAACUCAUGGGGCCUCCGGGCAAUAGGGAAUCAUGGGGCCCCUGUGUCCUUGCCCAAACUCAAAAAAGCCUAU
This is a messenger RNA of Staurois parvus, 273 nucleotides long. The record is from the annotation of a GenBank genome assembly. Lineage: Eukaryota; Metazoa; Chordata; Amphibia; Anura; Ranidae.